AUUAGAAGAGUAUGCAUUGAAUAAUUUUUUUCUUCACAAUGAAAGUUUGAAAAAAAAUUUUGUUUGCUUUUUAUAAUAAGAAUAAGAUUUUGGAAAAUUUUUUUUUUAUUUUGCUGAUGAAAUGGAAUUUGACAGAAAGGAAAAGACAACUUCAUUCACUGUUAUCGGUCCACCAAUUUUGCCAAUAAGUGUUAUAUCAUCGACGGAAAUUGAAAAUUCAUCGUUGGGGAAAAAUGAAGAUACAAGGACAGAAGAAGAAGUAGUUGAAUUGGCUAUCAAUGAAACUGGUUUUGGAAAGUUCAAUAUAAAAGUAACAGUAAUAUGCUUUCUAAUUUAUUUAAAUAUUAGUCUAAGUACAGUAAGUACUGGCUUUGUACUUCCGGCAGCUGCAUGUGAUCUGCAAAUGAGUACUGUUGAUAAAGGAUUAUUGAGCAGUUCAUAUUUUAUAGGUUCUUGUUUUAGUGCAUUGAUUUGUGGAUUUUUAGCCAAUUUAAAGGGUAGAAAAUGGCUUCUAAUAGUUUCAUUGUUCCUUCAAGGAAAUGCCGAUUUACUGCAAUCAAUUGUCUCCAAUUAUUGGAUAAUAAUGGGAUUGAAAUUUAUAUCCGGUUUUGCAGGAACGGGACAAUUGAUUACUGUAUUUACCUAUUUAAGUGAAUGCAUUCCUUUGAAGCAAAGAAAAUCACUUUUAUCAUUAAUGGAAUUUUUUUGGAUUUCUGGUCACGGUGUGGCGUCAGCUCUAGCAUAUGGAAUUAUUCCAUUAGAAUUUCAAUUUCAAAAGAAAUAUUUUUCCUUUCAAUCAUGGAAUCUUUAUAUUUUAAUUUGCUCACUGCCCGGUAUUAUUCUUGGCUUUUGGUUAAUUUGUUUUCCCGAAAGUCCAAAAUAUUUGGCAGAAAUGGGUUCAAAUGAAAAAUUAUUACAAGUCCUCAUUGAAAUGUAUGAACAAAAUAAUCGAAAAUCUGCACGAGAAUAUAUAGAAAAGCUUGUUAAUAAUGAAAACACGUCAUUGAUGAAAUUGGUAAAUCGUUCGCGUGACAAGGGGGUGACAGUAAAUAAAUUAUCAUUUUUCAAAGAGAAAUUAUUAAUGGAAUUAAGACAUACUAAAACAGUGUUAAAGCGACCACUUUUAAUUAAUACUUGUUUCGCUUGUUUUACUGCAUUUUGUGUAACGGCAUCUUAUUUUGCAAUUUAUCUUUGGUUACCGGAAAUUUUUCAACGAGUCGUUGAAUUUGAGGAAAACAGUAAAAAUGAGACAUUAAGUUUCUGUGCUGUCUCACGUGAUCUUCAAUUUUCUAUGAAAAACAAGGAAACUGAUCCAUUUCUUUGUAACGGAACAGUGGACACUAAAGUUUUUAUUUAUAAUUUAUUACUGUGCGCAUCUUGUGUUCCUGCAAUUUUUCCAGUAUUAUAUUUCGUGGCUCGAUAUGGCUUCAAAAUUUUAUUAGCAUUAACUUCGAUUCUUUGCUCGGGCGUCGUGUUUGGUCUCUAUUUUGUUAAUUCUUCUCUUCAAAUUUUAAUUCUUCUUUGCGUUUACUUGCCAUUAAUAUCAGUCUGCAUUACUAUUUCAUUUGCACUGUUUGUUUCAAUUUUUCCCACAAAUCUCAGAUCAUCGGGAGUUACAUUAACUUCUCUUUCCUCUCGUCUGGGGGCCUCAUUUGGCAAUAUUAUAUUCAGUUAUCUCAUAGAACAAUAUUGCUUCGAAUUUAUCAUACUCGUAACUAUUCUACUUGUUGUUUCAGCGAUAUCAACAAUAAUAAUUCAAGAAAGAUAAACGUUUCAUUGCUCCUAGAUCGAUGAGUUGUUUAACAUCUACAUCUAAUUUCAUUGCCAUAGUUAAUUAUUAUCAAUUCUUUGAUAAAUAGUAUUUAACUUGUUGUUUUUUUUCAUAUCUGUUUAAUUUAAAGUAAAUUGUAUUAUAAAUAUUAUAUAUUAUGACAAUUGUAGUUAUAAUUAAAUUGUAGACAAUUUCUGUAUAUUUGUAAAUGUAAACCAAUUUCAAUAGGUAAGAAAAAUUGCCUAAUUGUAACAGUUGUA
Messenger RNA from Leptopilina heterotoma, 2031 nucleotides. Its product is annotated as synaptic vesicle glycoprotein 2B-like. Gene Ontology annotation, biological process: transmembrane transport. Bases 122 to 1768 code for a protein of 548 amino acids. Gene Ontology annotation, molecular function: transmembrane transporter activity. The record is from RefSeq and is a predicted model, not a curated record. NCBI's taxonomy places the organism in Eukaryota, Metazoa, Arthropoda, Insecta, Hymenoptera, Figitidae. Gene Ontology annotation, cellular component: membrane. The transcript is spliced from 11 exons.